AUGUAUAAAUGCCUAAUCAAGCUGUCCUUGCAUCAGAGGACAGCCCAGGGGACAGGGAGCAGCAUGGCUCACGGCAUCCUGGGGCUCCUGCGGCCCUUGCAGAGCAGACUGAGCGCCAGCAGAACUCGCCUUGUUCUUCUGUGUGCUGUGACUGAGCAGCACCAGAGCCCAGCAAGGUGCUGGGCAGAGAGAGGCUUCAGCUCCACGCACCAGGAUGCCCCUGGGGAAUCCAGCUCUGAGAAUCAGGUGACAGUGCAUUUUAUAAAUCGGGAUGGAGAGCGACUAACAACCACAGCCAAAGAAGGGGAGAGCUUGCUGGAAGUGGUAGUCAAUCACAACUUGGCCAUUGAUGGAUUUGGUGCCUGUGAAGGGACAUUAGCCUGCUCUACCUGUCACCUCAUCUUUGACAAGGACACCUUCCAAAAGCUUGAUGCCAUCUCAGAUGAAGAGCUAGACAUGCUGGACUUGGCAUAUGGACUCACUGACACAUCGCGCCUUGGCUGCCAGGUGUGCGUUAAGAAGUGGAUGGAUGGUCUGACAGUGAGGGUCCCCAUGGAUGUGUCGGACAUGAGGAGGCAGCUGGAGGUCGGAAAGCAAAGCAAACAGUGACUGGAAACGAC
This is a messenger RNA of Camarhynchus parvulus, 620 nucleotides long. RefSeq names its product adrenodoxin-like. Lineage: Eukaryota; Metazoa; Chordata; Aves; Passeriformes; Thraupidae. The transcript has 4 exons. The record is from RefSeq and is a predicted model, not a curated record. Gene Ontology annotation, cellular component: mitochondrion. Gene Ontology annotation, biological process: positive regulation of oxidoreductase activity; P450-containing electron transport chain. Bases 1 to 609 code for a protein of 202 amino acids. Gene Ontology annotation, molecular function: 2 iron, 2 sulfur cluster binding.